Aspergillus bombycis is the source of this 1404-nucleotide messenger RNA. RefSeq names its product aldehyde dehydrogenase family protein. The coding region runs from base 1 to 1404 and encodes 467 amino acids. The record is from RefSeq and is a predicted model, not a curated record. Gene Ontology annotation, molecular function: aldehyde dehydrogenase (NAD+) activity. The transcript is spliced from 5 exons. NCBI's taxonomy places the organism in Eukaryota, Fungi, Ascomycota, Eurotiomycetes, Eurotiales, Aspergillaceae.
AUGGCUUCUGAAGCACCGACCGAGAUUGAAACCCGCCUCUUUAUUAAUGGCGAGUUUCGCCCUGCUUCCGAUGCGGGAACCUUUCCAUUGAAAUCACCGGCUACCCUGGAAACGGUCGCUUUAGUUUCUGAAGCCUCGGUGGAGGAUACAAAUGACGCCGUCGCAGCGGCUCAGGCAGCGUUCCCAGCAUGGUCGCGCCUCUCGCCGCACGACCGAGGAGCGUAUAUGUUGAAGCUCGCCGAUCUCAUUCUCGAAUCCGAAAAGGAGCUAGCAUAUCUCGAGGCCAUCUCCAUGUAUUUCGCCUCCCGCGGCUGGGAUGGCCAGGGCCAAACGAGCCUGAACACGCCGGGAUUCAUCAAUAUGACCCUGAGGCAGCCGUAUGGGGUUGUUGCGGCCAUCAUCCCGUGGAAUGUCCCGGUCAAUUUCUUCAUCAACAAGGUGGCGCCUGCGAUCGCGGCCGGAAAUACUGUUGUCCUGAAGAGUAGCGAGAAGGCGCCUUUGACUUCGGCUAAAGUUGCUCACCUGAUUCAACGCGCCGGAUUUCCGCCAGGCGUUAUCAACGUCCUGUCUGGACAUGGUCACAUCUCCGGCUCCGCUCUGGCACAUCACAUGAGCGUUCGAGUGAUCACUUUCACAGGCUCUGGGCGCACAGGGCGUCUCAUCCAAAAGGCAGCGGCCAACUCCAACCUGAAGAAUGUCAUCUUCGAGCUCGGAGGCAAGUCCCCUACCGUGAUAUUCCCAGAUGCGGAUCUCGAAAAGGCGGCGAAGGAGUCAGCACACAGUAUCCAAUGGAACAGCGGCCAAGUAUGCAUGGCGAACUCUCGAAUCUAUGUCCACGCUUCCAUCGCCGAUCAAUUUAUCUCUCUGUUCAAGAACACAUUCCAGUCCGUGUCGAUGGGUGACCCCACAAAGCCCUGCGUAAACCACGGCCCGCAAGCCGAUGAAACCCAGUUCAACAUUGUGAAACGCUACAUCGAGCUGGGCAAGAAAGACGGCGAACUCAUCCUGGGAGGAGGCGAUGUCCCCGACCACAAAGGCUACUUUAUCCCGCCGACGAUCUUCACGCAUACGCCAGAGAGCUCCCAGAUCAUGAAGGAGGAGAUAUUCGGGCCGGUGGUUAAUAUCAACGUGUUCGAAACGGAAGCCGAGGUGAUCAAGAUGGUAAACGCAUCUGAGUUUGGGCUCUAUGCCGCGGUCUACACGCGAGAUGUGAACCGGGCCAUGCGCUUUGCGACGUCUAUGGAGGCUGGUACCGUGGGCAUCAACUGCACGAGUCCGACUGGCGCGUUUGAUAUGCCCUUUGGUGGAUACAAAGCAAGUGGAAUUGGGCGGGAAGGUAUCCAUCACAGUCUCGAUAACUACCUUGAGACGAAAACUGUACAUCUGAGAGUUGAGGGUCUCUAA